CGAGGAACGAGGAGGAGGACGAGGAGGUGGAGGACGAAGAGGGGAAAGGGGGGAGCGAACGGCGGCAGCGAGCGUGCCCCCGGGCCCCCCGAGCGGCCCCCUUUGGCGCGCCUCCGGCGAGCCUCCUCUCGUGCGGCGCCGGCGAGUCUUUCGAGCCACUCUCGCGGCAGACGGGCUGAGGGGAGAGCAUCCAUUCUCCUCCGAUCGGCGCAACUCCUUUUCGCGGCGCGGGCCCAAGCGACCUCGACCCCAGGAGCCAACUUUCAGUGGAUCCUCGCUCACUGCCCCCAGCCUCUGCCGCUCGGCUGCGGGGCAGAAGCCGCCACGAGCCAGAGGGGGCCCUCCCGACGGGCGACGAGCCCUCUGCGAGGCCAGGGCGGAUACGGCAGUCGACCGCGGACCCCCUUGCUUCGGAAGAAGAGCGACCUGCAACCAGCGAUGACGGGAGGACCUAACACUUCUGCGGGUGAGAACGAUUCUCUCACUGCAAAUCUACGGCGCGGCAUGAAAUACGGCACGGCCGAACCUCGAAAGCAACGUGCACGACGCGGUAGAAGACACGAGGGGCUGGAGGACGAGCUGAGGCAGGAGGCAGCUUCAAACAGAGGAGGCGAAAGAGAGAGAGAGAGAGAGGGUGCAGCAGAAACGAUCGCAAGCAAGCCGCGCUUUGGACCGCUCGAAUCGCGGAAGACUAAAAUCCGGCCCGCGGCUCCAGCGUCCAGCGAGGGGACCCCGCGCUCGCACGGAGCCGUCGACCACUUAAUUCGGAUCACUCGGGGAUGGACAGACCCCCCUUUAG
This is a messenger RNA of Prorocentrum cordatum, 799 nucleotides long. NCBI's taxonomy places the organism in Eukaryota, Dinophyceae, Prorocentrales, Prorocentraceae. The record is from the annotation of a GenBank genome assembly.